Molecule: messenger RNA, 1679 nt
Organism: Onychostruthus taczanowskii (white-rumped snowfinch)
Lineage: Eukaryota; Metazoa; Chordata; Aves; Passeriformes; Passeridae
Gene: CCM2
Product: CCM2 scaffold protein
Exons: 10
Coding region: 219-1574 (451 amino acids)
Biological process (GO): vasculogenesis; heart development
Source: RefSeq, a predicted model, not a curated record
GCCCAAGAUGGCGGCGGGACCCAGCCGCGGGCGCUGAGGCGGCGCCGGGACCGGGAGCGGGACAGGGACAGGGAGCGGGAUCGGGAACGGGAACGCGAGCGGCAGGCGGGGCUGGAGCGGGAACAGGGCGGGCCAUGGCCGCCGCCGCCGCGCGUUGAGGCCCCGCCGCUCACCCGGGCCGGGAUGCCCCGGGGGGGGCCCGGGCCGCCGCCGGAGCCAUGGAGGAGGAGGGCAAGAAGGGCAAGAAGCCUGGAAUCGUGUCCCCGUUCAAGCGCGUGUUCCUGAAGGGGGAGAAGGGCCGGGACAAGAAGGCUCAGGAGAAGGUGACGGAGCGGCGGCCGCUGCACACCCUGGUGGUGGCACCGCCCGACCGCGUGGAGCCCGACCUGCUGCUCCACGACUACAUCGAGAAGGAGGUCAAGUAUUUAGGGCAGCUCACUUCCAUCCCGGGAUACCUGAACCCCUCGAGCCGCACGGAGAUCCUGCACCUGAUCGACAACGCCAAGAGAGCCCACCAGCUGCCGGGGCAGCUGACCCCGGAGCACGACGCCGUCAUCAGCCUCUCUGCCUACAACAUCAAGCUGGUGUGGAGGGACGGGGAGGACCUGAUCCUCAGGGUGCCCAUCCACGACAUCGCCUCCGUCUCCUACAUCCGCGACGACUCCGCACACCUGGUUGUGCUCAAGACAGCUCAGGAUCCCGGGAUCUCUCCGAGCCAGAGCCUGUGUGCCGAGGGCUCCAAGGCGCUGACGUCGGGCUCGCUGUCGGAGAGCGCGGGGGGGCCCCUGGAGUGCUGCUGCCUGGUGGUGCUGGCCACGGAGAACAAGGUGGGUGCCGAGGAGCUGUGCUCCCUGCUCAGCCAGGUCUUCCAGAUCGUUUACACCGAGUCCACCAUCGACUUCCUGGACCGCGCCAUCUUCGACGGCGCCUCGACGCCGACGCGGCACCUGUCCCUGCACAGCGAUGACUCUUCCACCAAAGUGGACGUGAAGGAGCCCUUCGAGGCGGAUGCCAGCACUUUUUCCUUUGCAGACACGCUGGAGGCAGGGGACACGUCCCCGUCCCCCUUCUCGGCACGCCCGUCCCCACACGUCACCACGGCCAGCGAGAGCGAGCUCAGCACCACGGCCACCGAGCUGCUCCAGGACUACAUGAUGACGCUGCGCACGAAGCUGUCCUCGCAGGAGAUCCAGCAGUUCGCCAUGCUGCUGCAUGAGUACCGCAACGGGGCCUCCAUCCACGAGUUCUGCAUCAACCUCAAGCAGCUCUACGGGGACAGCAGGAAAUUCCUGCUCCUGGGCCUGCGUCCCUUCAUCCCCGAGAAGGACAGCCAGCACUUCGAGAACUUCCUGGAGACCAUCGGGGUGAAGGACGGCCGCGGCAUCAUCACCGACAGCUUCGGCCGCUACCGCCGCUCGCUGGGCGCCGCCUCCGCCGCCAACGGCACCGGCGCCGCCGGCAGCUCCGACGAGCAGUCCGUGCCCUCCGAGGAGGACGAGUGGGACAGGAUGAUCUCCCACAUCAGCAGCGACAUCGAGGCCCUGGGCUGCAGCCUGGACCGGGACUCGUCCUGAGGGAGCGCCGGAGCCGCGGCUGCUCCCGCCGGGAACGCGGGGCUGCCCCCGGGGGGACCGCGGGACACCGGGACACGGAGUCACCCCGGGAGACAGAGUCACCCC